AGCCAAACUUUAAUACCACUAGCAAAUUCAUGAACAGUUCUACAUACUUGAGAGAAGUUUAGGGGAUGACAUCCUUAAACUAUCUUUAGUAGCAGAGGAGAUGUUUUUAAAAGCUCCUCAUAUAUCAGGAAAAUAUUAUAUGAAUAGUGUUCAUAAUGUUAUUAAAAACCUAUAUUUUCUAGUUAACAUAGUUUUGUUAUGGGCAUCUGCUGGUUGUGUUAGCUUAGUAACUAUUCUGAACUUAAGCCUGGCUGCGCUGCUUGCGGCAAGUUUUUUUUGUCUGGAAGCACAAUGUCAGUAUAGAGAACAAAAGCAUGCUAAACUCUAGUAUCCCAAUGCAUUUUUUUCCCCUUGUGAUCUGUCGUGGUGGAAUCACACACGCGGGUGCUGCUGAAGCCUCUGCUCCUUGCGGCUGCGUGGCUCAGCCUGGCCCCUAGAGGCUUCCUGGGACACAGCCUCGCCUGCAGCCGAGGGCAAGGGGCACUUCAGUUUCGCUUUCGGAGCCGCACAGGCAGGAAAACUCUCUUAAUUUGUGCCUCCAGACUCUCCAAGUCUGUCCAGAACUUGAGCUGUGCCAAGGUGACUUUCUUCAGUUUGGGAAUUACACAGAGCUCUCUCUCCAUAUAUCACUAAGGCAUGAUCUAGUAGCAUUAACAGCUUGAUUCAAUAAUUAACAAGAAACUGCAAAACGACGAGGGAACUGCUGCUGAUAAGCACAAACAGCUCGGCAUGCUGUGGGAAGGGAGCGGCUGUGUCGUGGCAUUUAAAGAGAGCCUGAGACACUCCAGUCCUCCUGGGGCAGGUGAGCAGCCUCUGGGGAAUUGUUGCUGUCCAUUUAUUUAACUUGGUGCUGGACCCCCUGCACCUCAGGAAAACUGUAGCUGAGAUUCUCAGAGAUCUGAUUCCAGCUCAUGGACUUUAUGGGACUUUCAGCCCAGAAAGAAGAGCAGAAGAUAGAUGUUUAUUUUUCAGGUACUGAUAUAUUCCAUAUUGCUGAGUCUUCCAGCAGCAAAUGAAAAACAUGUAUUUAUUACUCCUUUCCAUUUUACCUUUGCUUUUGAAAGUCACUGGCACCAAAGAUGUUAUAUUUGGUCAUAAUAAUUUCACAGAAUAUCAAGUGGGCAACAUGAACCUCAUUCUCUCUGUCCCACAUGGUGGGUCAAUGGAACCUAAAGACAUCCCUGAUCGAGAGGCUGCCUGUUGGGAUGUGAAGACAUCCUCUUGUAUUUUCUCUCAUGACUGUCCUCCUGGAAGUAUUCAAAAUGCUAUGAAAUGCAAAGUGUCUACCAACCAAGAUAGGUAUACCAUAGAGGUGGCUCAGGCUCUUGCUGAAGAGAUCAACAAAAUUACUGAUGGCUUCUUCCCACAUAUCAUCAUAAACCACCUACAGAGGUUCAAGAUGGAUGCUAACAGGGAAAAGGAAGAAGCCUCCUUUGGAAUUCCCCUAGCAGAACAGGCCUGGGAGGACUAUAUGGGAUUUUUGACCACUGCAAAAUCACAAAUGUCAGGGGGCCUAAUUCUGGAUAUCCACGGACAAGCACAUCCUGAAAGGUGGAUAGAAAUAGGUUACACACUUUCAAAAAAUUCCCUUAACUCAGGUGUCUUUUCUGCAUCAAAUUCCUCAAUUAGCCAUCUGGCCAGUCAGCUGGUCAAUGUGUCUUCUGAGGCUCUGGUUGCAGGGAACAGAAGUUUGGGUAAAUAUAUUGAAGGACAAAAUAAGAGUUAUGUUUGUGUGCCUUCUCCAUCCAAUCCUAGCCCAAAUAACGGAAGCUAUUAUAGUGGUGGGUACAUAACAAAGACUUUCGGUUCCCGUAGUUCUGGCACCAUUGAUGCCAUUCAGCUUGAACUGCCCCAGUGGGUCAGGGCAGCUGAAGAGCGUCACAGAUUUUGUAAAGCACUGGCAAGGGCUGUAAUGAAAUUCUGGCAAACUAACUACUGCAGCCAGCAAAAUCACAAACUUCUGCCAUGCUAAAGAGGCUGUCCUGUUAUGAUACCUUUCCUUAAUAGAGUAGUGAUCUGGAACAAUCGAAAAACUCAUUCACCUGGAACAUUUAAGUGCGAUAUAAUUGUGGAUGCUGGUAGAAAGAAACCAUCCUGCAAAGGAAUGCAUCAACAUAGAGGAAAUCCACAGAUAAUACCAAAAAAUCCAACCCAAAAAUUAACACACACCUUUGUACUAGACCCAGCAUUGAAAUGAUUGCUGUAAGAUGAGUGGGUGCAAGCAUCACUUGCCUGUGCUUUAUUUCUUUCCAGUCUCAUGAUAAGCAACAAAUCUUCUUCUAAUAAAUUUGCAAUGCUUUAGUGGAUUAUCUGUUCAAAGAAAUAAAAUGUCUCUGCUUUUCUUUUGACACUUAAGAAAGACAUUUGGGUAAUAUCAUUGUAUAAAAUGUUUGGGGUAAGGACCAGUUUGCAUGUGGUGCUUAUAAUAAAGCCCUAGGGUUUGGAAGUAAACAGUAAUGCUGGGCAAUAACAUGCAGUCUGAUCUACCCCAGGUUUUUUUUAAUGUAAUGAAUUAGGAAAAAAAGGUCUGAUAGCACUUAUAGCACUCUAACUUUGUCACACUUUAAAUAGCACAGCAGUAAGGUUGACUGGGUGGAAGGCUGAUAAAGAUAGCACACACACAUCAUGCCUUUUUGACAGUUUUCGUUACGCAAUGAUUCCCUCCUGAGAGUGUGCAUUAUUUUGCUCACUGUAGCAUUAAACACUUAAUUUUUUCUGUGAAUACUGUUA
Molecule: messenger RNA, 2730 nt
Organism: Passer montanus (Eurasian tree sparrow)
Lineage: Eukaryota; Metazoa; Chordata; Aves; Passeriformes; Passeridae
Exons: 4
Coding region: 1013-1972 (319 amino acids)
Source: RefSeq, a predicted model, not a curated record